Molecule: messenger RNA, 2567 nt
Organism: Dufourea novaeangliae
Lineage: Eukaryota; Metazoa; Arthropoda; Insecta; Hymenoptera; Halictidae
Gene: Bulli
Exons: 11
Coding region: 70-2082 (670 amino acids)
Biological process (GO): regulation of autophagy
Cellular component (GO): late endosome membrane; Mon1-Ccz1 complex; lysosomal membrane
Molecular function (GO): protein binding
Source: RefSeq, a predicted model, not a curated record
AGGUCGGUCUCGUUUAUAAAUCCGUUGAUUUUUUGAAGUACUAAAGGGAGCAGUUCGAGUUACUGUGACAUGGCAAUUGCGGAGCAAGAUGCGGAUGAUGAUUACUACUUGGAGUUGUCCUCCGAUCCGAUCAGAUUCGAAUCAGUCAGUAGUCUCACUAACGUAUUUUUCGAUGACUCGAAACAACAAGUAUUUGCUGUUCGGUCGGGAGGCGUCGCAAGUGUAUUGGUCAAAGGACCAAAUGAAAAUCUAAAUUUUCGAAUGGAAGACAAGGGACCCGUAUUCUCCAUCAAGUUUUCUCCCGACAUGAACAUACUUGCGAUACAACGUACUAAUGCAUCGGUGGAAUUUGUUAAUUAUUCUCCCACUGUUGGCUUAGACAACAUUGAAUAUUCACAGCCUUGCAAAGGGAAGAACGCCACCAUAUUGGGAUUCGUUUGGACUCACGGAAACGAAAUACUACUUGUUACCGAUUACGGAGUCGAGUUGUUUCAAGUUAACUCGGAGAAACGAAAUGUUCGAGCACUGAAAUGCUUAAGCUUAGACAUAAAUUGGUUCGUCUACUGUCCGCGAAGCCACUUGGUGCUAUUGUCGUCUGGAAAACUAGGGACUCAGAUGCAGGCGUUACACGUAACGCCCGGAAAUCUUCAUAAAUUGACGAAAUUUGAAAUGGAAACUGGUACGACGAAACCGGGAAAACUGGCGGUCUCUGAGAGGGACGUGGCAUUGGCGGUUCUAUAUGGAACGCCUUGUAUUAUUCUGUUACGGCAUCAACUGUGUGCGAAUCGUACGACAGGAACCGCGUCCGUCUAUGUAUACGCCGUCCAUAAAAUGACAACCAUCAAGCGAAGUCAUAUUUUGCAACUCGAUAUGAGCGGUAGAUUUGCCAUUAACGUUGUAGACAAUCUAAUAAUUGUUCAUCAUCAAGCUUCGAAAACCUCGAUGAUUUUUGAUAUCAUGCUACCGGGAGUAAGCGACGGAACAGUAAUGCAUCACAGCAGCGUGGCACCAGCGGAACCGAUAAAACCAUGCACUUUGAAAGUUCCGGGGGCUACUUUGUCGGAGCAGGUGUAUCAGCCUUGCCAAUUAUAUUCAUCGAAUUGGGUUGUUUUUCAACCAAAUAUCGUGAUAGAUGCGAAGUUGGGUUGCCUAUGGUACGUGGAACUGAAGUUGGAAGCAUUGGUGAAACUUAUUACGGACAAAGUGAUAUUGGUCGAAUUUUUAACGCAACGAACGAACGCGAAGCAGAUGUUGAUACAGGUACUGCAAAGUUUCAUGAUGAAGUUACCUGUUAGUUUAAUGGAUAUGCCGAUUAUAUUCGACAAGCUGAAUUCUGUGUAUAGGAAUUAUCUGGAGAGUGAAAUACAGAGUCAGAUGGGAACUCCUUUGCAAAAUAACGCGAAGAGCAUUAUCGUACCGCCGGAAAAUUAUAAGUACAAGCUUCUGCUCGAUCAGAGCGACAUGUACAGUCACAUAUUAUCGAAAUUUCCUGAGAACACAAUCGAACCGAAAAUGAUGGUGUGGGUUCUUCUGGAAUACAUCAGAUCAUUGGCGGACCACAAAAUACCCGUGCAACAUUAUCUACACGAACUGGUGAUCACGACGCUGGUGCAGCGAAAAGCUUACUACCAGCUUCAUCAAUUGCUGCAAUAUCACGUGGUUGCUGACUCGAAACCUUUGGCCUGUCUGUUACUUUCUUUGGAAAAUCUUUAUCCGGCUGCCCAUCAGCUGGCCUUGGAUAUGCUCAAGAGAUUGGGAAAUGCUCACGAAGAAAUAAUCGAAGUCCUUCUCUCGAAGGGCCACAUUUUGCCUGCGUUGCGAUACAUUCGAUCCGUGGGAAUGGUAGAUCAAGUUUCCGCCAGAAAAUUUCUAGAAGCGGCAAAAACAGCCGGGGAUUCGACAUUGUUUUAUUCGGUUUUCAAGUUUUUCGAACAGCGGAAUUUGAGGCAGCACAAUACGACAGCAUUUGCGAAGGGAGAACACUGUCAGGCUUACGUUCAACAUUUCAAGUAUUUAUUUCAGGGAACGGAUAACGAAUGUAAUUCGGAUGCCAAUUCUAACGUCACUACCGUUUCUUCUUGAGAUGAUUCUGUCUUUCUUUCUCGUGUUCCGUCUGGUUACGCCAAUUUCUUCGUGUUAUCGUAAUGUCAUUGACAAUGACAACGGUGACGGCGAUUAAAGCCACAACAACAAGAACAAGAACAAUAAAAACCAACAACAGCAACAAUAACAUCGACAGUAAUAGCAACAGCAGCAGAAAUCACAGAUUACAAGAUAAUUUCCGUAUAUAAUAUAGAAGAAGCAAAAACUAAUUUGGUCGCGUUGCGAUAUUUAUUCGCUCUUUUUUCGCGGUUUCUCUCGUGAUACACAUACGCAAAGCAUAUUUCUUAUCGUUUAUUUAAACGCAUUGCAUUUUCGAAUACAAUUUUUUUCCACUGCUAUCGAUACGACAUUCGUUUCUCGAAAUGUUUACGUAAUCACGGAGAAAUACUAAUUCGAAAGACGGCGCUACAACGAAACAAUAGCCCGUAGGAUUCAACUACAGAAGCACACGCUAGACCAAGACA